UAGCAGGAGCAAACAACAACAGAAAGACGCAUCAGAUGUUUCUGUCCUCGAGCGGCUGAAAGUGGAUUUCUUCUUCCCGCAGCAGCAGCGUCCAAAGUGCCUUCAGCUCUCCGUCCAGCGCGAACAUGCCGAGAGGAUUUUUGGUGAAAAGGAACAAGAAAACCAACCCGGUGUCCUACCGGGUCCGCUCCGACGAGGAGGAAGCGGAACAGACAGCGGCCGAUGCGCCGCCGCUGCCGCCGUCCUCCUCUGCGCCUCUCGUCUCCGUCCCGGUGCGCGCACUGACGCCGACGCCCACCUGCGGGGCGGCGGCCACGGCUCCGGAGCAUGAUGCCAGACCGGUUCAAUUCGGAAACCCAGAGGCGGUGUACCAGGCGCUCUACAGCCCCACCCGCCCAGUAAGCCAGGACCACGACCGCUCCUACUUCGAGAGACGCUUCAACCUCGGAUCACCGGUUUCCGCGGAGUCCUUCCCCACACCAGCAGCGCUCACCGCUUUGGACCACCUCUUUGCCCCGGUGGACCUGAAAAUCGGCUCAAGCAACAGCAGCCGCACCGACACCAGCGCCACGUCCACCGCGACGCUCCCCACGGCAGGGACCAAACGACCGUCCAGCGACACCGAGCGCAAAAGCAAACCGCCGUCCAAGAAAACCAAAGCCAUCCGGAAACUGCACUUUGAGGAUGAUGUCACCACUUCUCCGGUUCUCGGGCUCAAGAUUAAAGAGGCACCGGUUGACCAGAAGCCCCCCAGACCGCAGCCGUCCGGAGGUGAAAACAACCCGCUGGGCGAGUUCGUGUGCCAGCUGUGCCGUGAGGCGUACGCAGAUCCGUUCUCUCUGGCGCAGCACAAGUGCUCCAGGAUAGUCCGGGUUGAGUACAGGUGUCCUGAGUGCGACAAGGUGUUCAGCUGCCCGGCUAACCUCGCCUCGCACCGGCGGUGGCACAAACCGAAGCCGCAGAGCGGAGCUCCCGGUGUGCAAAACUUGGAGAGCGACAAGGCGGCCGCGUCCGGUAAGACCGCGCCGGACGAAGCGAAGGAUUCUAGUGACAGGGACACACCCAGCCCCGGGCCGUCCGAGUCCGGCUCAGAGGAAGGGCUGUAUGAUUGUAAUCACUGUGGCAAAAAGUUUAAGCGCCAAGCGUACCUGCGGAAGCACCUGGCGUCUCAGCACGGCUCACCAAAACCUGCGGAGGAGGAGGACGCGCCGGCCUGCGAGCAGAGCGCGGCGCCGCUUAACCUGAGCUCCUCCACCUGCCACCUGUGCCCGGUCUGCGGGGAGAACUUUUCCAACAGAGGCAGCCAGGAGCGGCACAUCCGCCUACUGCACUCCUCACAGGUCUACCCGUGCAAAUACUGCCCUGCUAUCUUCUACAGCUCCCCGGGACUCACCAGGCACAUCAACAAAUGCCACCCAUCCGAGAACCGGCAGGUGAUCCUGCUGCAGAUGCCGCUCCGCCCUGCCUGCUGAUCCCAGACUUUAGGCUGCUUUCACACGGUCCAACAACAAGAUAACAAAGUCCAGCCUUGUUUCUGAGAGGAUUUUAGGGUUAAACUGCAAAAAUAUCCGUUUUAUAUAGAUUUUUUUAAAUUUACGUUUGGCCCCUUAAAAACGUACUUUUUCAAAAUCAAGUGAAAAAUAUAUGGCACUUUGGUGAGAAGCUCUGGGAUGGAAGUGAUUAAAUAUUUCUCUUGUUUCAGUUAUUUGGUAAAAAAAAACAAACAAACAAAAAAACACAUUUUUAAGAAUUUUAAACACUGAAUUGAGCAAUUUGCUUAUUUUUGGAUGUUAAUUCAAGAAAAUGCACGAAUCUCAAAGGAAAAAGAGAAAUUACUUCUUGGUUCACCAUGUUUAGGUAAAUUGUGACAUCUCACUGAGGUAAAAGAAGAGCUGAAAGGAUAUUUUUGCAGUGUAACUCCUGCAGCAAACAUAAUGAUAUGACUGAAAUGCACCAACGUGUAGAGGUCAGAGGUCAGCCGCUCACCUGCAGCUGGCAGGGAUUCAGUGCCUUGCUCAAGGACACUUCAGCAGGUUCUGGGUGUGUGUUUGAACCCUGGCCUAUACCCCCCCCCCCGCCCCUUAAAGGAUCUCUGACGUCAUACUUCAAACACUUAAAGCGUUAGACUGUUAAUUUAUUUUUCUAGCAUCUCUGCACAAGUGCUAUUAGCUUCUAGACCUAAGAGAGGGGACGACCUGUAGCCGAUAAAAACCAGAAGUCGAAGGCCUGAGAAGACCUGAUCUCAUCACUCUGAUUAGCUUUAAUAUAGCUUGUGGAUCUUUGGAUCAGUAGCUGUUGCCUGAAAACAAAAAGAGGAAAAACUAGUGUAGCCGGUAAUGCCUUUGGAUUAGAAACUCCUGCUGUAAAACUGCCUUAAACUGAACUGAUCUGAUUGUUUUUUGAUCACCUAUUUAUCACUGGCUGGGUAUAAUAUGAUUAUUAUUUUUUACAAAGCCUUCUGUAUUACCACUAUACAGUAUAUGUAACUUUUUUCUAUUUAUUUACCUAUUUAUUAAAUUAUUUGUGUAAAUUAUUGCUCUGUGUGGUCUCUGUGAUCUGUUGCUGUGUUUCUUCAUGAUGUAGCCAAAUUUAUUUUCUUUAACUUAUAUCAAAUGAUG
Chelmon rostratus (copperband butterflyfish) is the source of this 2618-nucleotide messenger RNA. It is a transcript of the gene insm1a, whose product is annotated as insulinoma-associated 1a. Gene Ontology annotation, biological process: negative regulation of transcription by RNA polymerase II; neuron differentiation; regulation of cell cycle process. The record is from RefSeq and is a predicted model, not a curated record. The coding region runs from base 126 to 1472 and encodes 448 amino acids. NCBI's taxonomy places the organism in Eukaryota, Metazoa, Chordata, Actinopteri, Chaetodontiformes, Chaetodontidae. Gene Ontology annotation, cellular component: transcription repressor complex; nucleus. The transcript has a single exon. Gene Ontology annotation, molecular function: RNA polymerase II cis-regulatory region sequence-specific DNA binding; DNA-binding transcription repressor activity, RNA polymerase II-specific.